AUGGGCCUGGUCUCAGAUGGCUUUCCCCUGUGCGGGCGUCGCAAGGCGCCGUACUUGCUCCUCGCGACCUUGGCUUCGAUUGGCGCGUUCUUAUUCCUGGCCUGCGCCGAGACGCCCAGCAUGAGAAGCAGCACUGCAUGCCUCUUCACCAUCUUCUUCCAGAUGGCUCUGGCAGACCUCCUGGUCGAAGCCAAGUACUCUGAGAAGGUGAAGGCAUUGCCAGAACCUCAGCUGCUAGAGCGAAGGAGCUAUGGGCCCAGAAUCUGCUACGCCGCCGCGUUUCCCUUCGCUGCCUUGCUGCUCUGGCCGGUGGCUCGCAACCACCUGGAAGAAGAGCGCAUCAUGGGCUCACGGGUGUGCGGGCCGGACCUCCGCAUGUGGAAAGGCUCCUCUGGCUUCAUCCCCUUCAUGCUGGCCUUGGCGUCGGGGCUCUCCGCGAUCGGCCUCUUAGUGAGCUCUUUGCUCAUCCAGUCAGUGGUCGUCAACUUCUUGCUGGCCUUGGCCCUGGGACUGACGAACCAGGGACUGGUUUGCUUCUUCCUACGCCCUGAGAUUGCGAAGAUCAGCGGCUUCUUCUUCCUGCAGAGUGUCUUUCACAUCGGUACCCACGGAGCGGCCUUCUACUUCUUCACCGACACCAAGGAGCAGUAUCGAGAGGGCCCGCACUUCUCCUACCAGUUCUAUGUGACGGGCAUCGGUUGUGUGGCAGCUGGCUGUAGCUUGCUAGGCGCGGCCUGCUACAACUUAUUUGCCAAAACUUGGACAUAUCGCUCGCUACUGACGUCAAGCAGCCUUGCGUAUGCACUGGCCAAUGGCUUGAGUGUUCUGGCCUACAAGCGCAUCAAUAUCAAGUAUGGUAUACCAGACCCUAUCUUCAUGCUCGCAUCGAAUGCCUUGCAGACUGUGCUUGGUCAGCUGUCAUGGAUGCCUAUGACCGUGAUGCUAGCACAGCUUGUGCCGUCCGGGUUGGAGUCAGUGAUGUACGCGUUGCUGUCGGCCUCCAUGAGCCUGGGCUUUGCCAUCGCCAACUAUGCUGGGGCCCUCGUGCUCAAUCAACUGGGCGUGACUCCGCGCGGAGCCACCGAGGAGGAUGCGAAAUUCGACAACCUUUGGAUCGCGUCCCUCAUCUCGGCCUGCGGCCCGGUCGUGCCCCUGCUGCUGGUAAGGAUCCUCAUCCCAGCGGGGCGCCAGACAGACCGGCUUCUCACGGACGCGGAUGGCGGGAGUGCCACGGCCGGCUCCUUGUAUCAGAGGCGCUGCGCCAAGGGCCAGCCGUCCACGUAUCUGGAGCUGGAGGAUGGAACAGAGCUGCAAGAACGCUCCCAGGGAUCGGCUACGGGAAGCUCGAGUAGGGCUUAG
Messenger RNA from Symbiodinium natans, 1359 nucleotides. NCBI's taxonomy places the organism in Eukaryota, Dinophyceae, Suessiales, Symbiodiniaceae. The record is from the annotation of a GenBank genome assembly.